Stegostoma tigrinum is the source of this 5392-nucleotide messenger RNA. RefSeq names its product sodium/hydrogen exchanger 9-like. Gene Ontology annotation, biological process: regulation of pH; proton transmembrane transport; sodium ion transport. Bases 63 to 1940 code for a protein of 625 amino acids. Gene Ontology annotation, molecular function: sodium:proton antiporter activity. The record is from RefSeq and is a predicted model, not a curated record. The transcript has 16 exons. Gene Ontology annotation, cellular component: membrane; recycling endosome. Lineage: Eukaryota; Metazoa; Chordata; Chondrichthyes; Orectolobiformes; Stegostomatidae.
UGACAGCUGCCCAGUGUGGAUGUAACGGAGCGGAAUCCUCGGGUCCGACCCUCUCUGCAAACAUGUCCAGCCUGGCCGGGCCGAAGAACAAACCGGGUCGGAACGCUGCAGAGAGCCACCGGCAAGAGUCGGUGCAAUUGCUGAUCUUCAACUUCUUGCUGAUCCUCACCCUGUUGACAAUUUGGCUUUUUAAACACCGGAGAGUGCGCUUUCUGCAUGAGACUGGCGGGGCUAUGUUUUACGGCCUAAUAAUGGGACUGAUCCUCCGUUAUACCAUUCCGUCUCCUGACCCUGAAAGCAGCAUUGUGCACAGAUGUGAGGAUGUGACCUCUAACCCUGGGAUCCUGCUGCUAAAUGUUACUGACCGCUUGUAUGAGUAUGAGUACAAGCGUGAAAUUGCCAAACACAACAUGAAUAAUCGACAGGGGAAUGAAAUACUUCGGAAGGUAACGUUUGAUUCAGAAAUUUUCUUCAAUGUCCUCUUGCCACCGAUAAUAUUCUACGCUGGAUACAGCCUGAAAAAGAGACAGUUCUUCCGGAAUUUGGGGUCAAUUCUAACCUAUGCUUUUGUCGGCACUGCCAUUUCCUGUAUUGUGAUUGGGGGCAUCAUGUAUGGUUUUGUCAGGGCUAUGAUAAGCCUUGGCCAGAUAAACAGGCAUGACUUCUACUUCACUGACUGUUUAUUUUUUGGAGCUCUGAUUUCGGCUACGGACCCAGUGACAGUGCUUGCCAUCUUCCACGAGCUCAACGUAGACAUGCAACUCUACACGCUGCUGUUUGGGGAGAGCGUUCUCAAUGACGCAGUCGCCAUCGUCCUGACCUACUCCAUCUCCAUAUACAGUCCAAAGGACAACCCAGACACAUUUGAUGCUGCUGCUUUCUUCAAGUCGGUUGGGAACUUUGCUUGGAUUUUUGCUGGCUCAUUUGCAAUGGGGUCGGCAUACGGCAUUGUCACAGCUUUGAUAUCGAAAUUCACCAAACUCUCUGAGUUCCCAAUGCUGGAGACUGGGAUUUUUUUCCUGUUAUCCUGGAGUACAUUUCUCUCGGCAGAAGCCAGUGACCUUACAGGCAUUGUUGCAGUUCUCUUCUGUGGAAUCACACAAGCUCAUUACACCUACAAUAACCUUUCUGAUGAAGCAAAGCUGAGGACAAAGCAGCUUUUUGAGUUUAUGAACUUCAUGGCUGAAAACUUCAUCUUCUGUUAUAUGGGUGUUGCACUGUUCACCUAUCAGAACCACAUCUUCAAUGCACUCUUCAUUUUCGGAGCCUUUAUCGCCAUCUUUGUAGCACGAGCCUGCAAUAUCUAUCCUCUGUCAUUCCUACUCAACCUGCGACGCAGAAGAAAAAUCCCUUGGAACUUCCAACACAUGAUGAUGUUUGCAGGCCUGCGAGGUGCCAUCGCGUUUGCCCUGGCAAUCCGGGACACCGACUCAAAACCGAAGCAGAUGAUGUUCACCACAACGCUACUGAUCGUGUUCUUCACCGUCUGGGUCUUUGGAGGGGGAACUACCCAGAUGCUCACCUGGCUUCACAUCAGGGUGGGCGUAAACCCAGAUGAUGAACUUAACCAGGAAAGUGUUUUCGUGAGCAGUGGUGGUGAACAGCAGAUAAGCAGCACCAAGGCUGAAAGCGCUUGGCUCUUUCGGAUCUGGUACAACUUUGAUCACAAAUACUUAAAGCCAGCCUUGACACAUUCUGGUCCACCACUCACAACAACUUUACCAGCAUGGUGCGGUCCUGUUGCUAGGUUACUGACCAGCCCUCAGGCGUACCAGGACCAUCGGAAGGAAGAUGACACAGAUUACAUCAUCAGUAAUGAUGAGCUGUCGGUGUAUUAUGAAGACAAAGCAGUACCUGCUUCCUCUUCGAGUGAGGAACCAGGAAAACAGAGUCCCAACCAAGAGCAACCAGGGACCAAGGAUAUCUUCCAUGAAGGAUAAGUUCAGUGAAAUAUUGGCACUACCUCAAAAUGGAUUCCAGGUGGCUAUACAUCCGAAACUGGGCAAAGCAUUUUUUUGGCACAUUUUCCGGUGAGGGAACAAAAUGGAAGGGGAAAUUGAAAAGCUCUCAUGUCCUCAGAUCAACUCAACUACUCCAGCCCUUAAAUUCCCAUUUGUACCUUCUCCUGCUUAGCAGGCACUAAACUCUCAUAUUAAAAUUCAAACCCACAACUAGAGCAGCUGGACCAAUACUUAAACGGUGAGUUCAUGAAUUCCUAACAGUAACACGCCUGAGACCAAAAGGCUAUCUCAUGACACUUUUGAAAGAAUGGUAUUUUAAUUCUGUCCAGAGCCUUGGGAAUUUGCCUGUCCAAUCAAAUUAAUGUAACUGCACUGACCUGAUGGUUUUUUUUUCCUUUGAAAAGCUCUUUGAUGCCAUACUAAACUUUGCUCCUUUCUGUCUCUGAUAUAAAACAGUCCCUGCUCGGGCCUCUGCCCUCAUGCAGGAAUGAUUCUAAUGCAGACUCAUCAUGCUCUGUAGCUGCUGAAGAAAUACCAUUGCACUGUUGUGGAAACUUUCAAAAGUUAAUCAAUAUAAAUUUAUUUGUCCCUUUCUGUGUUCUUAAUAAUUUUGAAGGGUGUUAGAAUCCUAAAGGUCAGUGGUACCUUUUUACAUUGUUACGUCACAUUCCAUUGUUCUAAUGGUGUAACGGGUUGAGUUUCAGCCAUGUUCUCUGUAGUCUCUGGUUCAAUAACUUGAUAAUGUCGACUAAGAUAAACCACCUAUUAAUGGAAAAAAUUAUGGAACUCAACUAUCUCAGUGUCUUAGUAAAUAAAUGCAUUAUUUGAAGUCUUCUGGAAACCUGUGCUUUGCAUUAUGCUGUAGUAUGAAGUCAUACAAGGCCAAAAGUUCCCAAGCGUGGUCCUAGACAGGAGUCAACAUCCAACAGCUAAUUUCGCAACCACUCAGCUGGGAGGAAGCAUGGAAUUAUCUAAUGUGGAAUUGUUACACAGCAGCCUCCGCUGACUUUCAGAGUGUUAGAUAUAGAAAGGAUUGAAGCUGUAACAAUGUGGCAAAUAGCCCAACAAUGCCCAUUCCCAUUGCUCACACACGCAGAUCAGGUAAUGGAGGCUCUCAGUGCUUGCAAAACUACCAAAGUAGGACGUUGAUUUGGGAGUCCAUUGCUUCCAAAGCUCCAGCCAGAAAGGUGUGAAGGUGCUGGUGAUGGACUGGGGUGGACAAGGUCAGAAUUCACACGACGUGUGGAUCUGGAUGAACACAACAGGCCAAGCAGCAUCUUAGGAGCAGGAGAGCUGACGUUUCGGGCCCAUUUCGGGCUUAGACCCUUCCAAAAUGUCAGCUUUCCUGCACCUCUGAUGCUGCUUGGCCUGCUGUGUUCAUCCAGCUCCAUACCUUGUUAUCUCAGAUUCUCCAGAAUCUGUGGUUCCUAUUGUCUCAGAAUUCAUACGACCUCAGUUUAUGGUCCAACAGUCACCUGACGAAGAAGCAUUGCUCUGAAAGCUUGUGAUUUCACAUAAACCUGUUGGACUAUAACUUGGUGUCGACUGACUUCUGAUCUUGUCCAGCCAGAAGGGGAGGAGAAUUAAGAACAGAGAUAGGUAGCUGACUUUCUGAUCACUGGGUUUCAAUAACAGUCUCCAAACACAUUUGAUGCUGGACAAUUAACAUUACAAAACUACGAUAUAUUUUUGUCAGGAAAAGCUAAUAAGGGUUAAAGAUUCGAAGCAGCUGGAUGGAGUUGGUACAGAUAAAGCCAUGAUCUAACAGUGCAGCAGAGCACGCUGGAUAACACCUUAAGGUAGAUGCUACUUAAACAGAAUGUAAAUAGUAUGUUGCAUUAGGAUUUGCCUGAAAGACUUUGCUCCGUCACAUUUAACAUGCAUCGCCAGGGAGAUAAAAGAGAAGAUUAUAUUUCUGCACCUGAGUUAAACUGUACUGUUAAAAAGUACUGUCAAUGUUUACUGGUGUAAAUUUUGCUGUGAAAUAGCUAAUUAGAUUCUCAAAAUCUUACCUAAAAUUCAAAUCAAUGGAAUACUGUAUUUUAUUCAGGCUAUGCUUUGCCGUCAUCAUAAUCUUAACUUCAGAGACUGUUAAUCUGUUUGAUUUUGGAAACCACUAUUUGUGAAAGAACCUUCUAUUUUUUGGGUAUGGCUUUAUUUAAGGUGGAAAUCUAUUUGAAGUUUUCUGGAACUUUGUAUUGCACAUUAGUAAAUUUGCUGUAACAUAGACCUUGGGUAAUUUUACAAUGGGCUCUGCAGCUCAUGUGGAUCAGUGUGAUCUCUGCAACAUUUGGGGUGGUGUCCAAGAAACAGAUGAAAGCAUCAUUUUGUCUUACGCCAGCAGAGAGACCAUAAAAAAUGCACCUAACUUUUCUCAAUACAUGUGUUGCAGAAGUAUAAAGCAUACAGUUGUCAGCUUUGCUUUGUCAUAAACUUUGGAAACAUUCCAUUACUUUGACAUUCAGACAAAUGGUUUUAGUUAGUUUCAGAUACUAUAUAAAGUAUCUCAUAGCUUGAUAACAGGAGGUUUCACAAGCUAGAAUAAGGAAUGGUGAACUUUAACUCAAAAAGCAUGAUUUAUUUUCUUGAAGAUGUUGACAAAUAGGAAGGGCACGCAAUAAAUCGUAAGUAACAAGGCAUUAAAAUACCAAGUCAGUAUUGGUGUCUGCAUAGUUGUGGGAGUUUUUUGUACAUUUACUCAUGGGAUACAGGUAACACUGGCUGGGGCAGCAUUUACUGCACACCCCUAACCGCUUAAAGGACUAUUAGGAGUCGCCCACAUUGCUGUGGGUCAUGCAGGUCAGAAUGGCAGAUUUCCUUCUCUAAAGGACAUUAGUGAACCGAAUGGGUUUUCACAACAAUCCAUGAUAGUUAUUAUAGUCACUAUUACUGAGACGAGCUUUACAUUUAAGGUUUUCAUGAACUGAAUCACCAGUUACCAUGGUUGGAUUUGAAAAUCUGUUCCCAAGAGCAUAAGCCUAAGAUUCUGGAUUACUGGGCCAAUGGCAUUACCAUCAUAAACCUUCUAUUUUCCUAUAAGAGAUGGUGGCAAAUGGAUGACCCUCUGAUAUAUCAAUAUCCUACACUAUUGUAAGUGAAAUCAAGGAAAAAAUGCUUCUUAAUUGAUGUUUCUUUGACUCACUAGGAUUAUGUACUGUCUUGAAUCAAAGCAAUUGUUGUCUUUGUUGCUAACCUGCUACCACAAGCAAACGCAAAACCAAAAUAACCAUCAUAAGCAGUACAUAUCUACCAAAAAAAGGCCAAGAUUAAACAAAAGACCAAGAAUUAAAGGUAGCAAACUACCCAUCUAGAAUCUUGUCUUCCUUUCAAUAAACAACUUUGCCUGUUAUGUAUUUUCUGUCCCAACAGUGUAAGAUGCCUUUGCAGUGUAACCUGUUAUAAUAUGGUGCACUUUCACAAUGGAAAUAAAA